AUGCAUGCCCGCAACGAGACUCCGCCCCCUCGUCGCUGCCCCACCUCCGGGGACGAGUGGACCAGAUCUCCCGUGUCGAAGAAGGCGAAGGAGGAUGAGCUGAUCACGUCUCCAAUUGGCCAUGGAAAGGCUUUGUGGACGCCUGCACAGGAUUCCUGCAUUUCCUCGCAAUCGUCUCCUUCCACACGUGCCUCCUCUUUGCUGCUCUCGCCAGCCUCGCAGCAGCGCAGUGCCGGCAAGGAGAACCGUGCGCCGCGGAUCUCUGGCACGCCAAGCCGUCUGCCCACAGUGCAGGAGAAUGAUGGGAUGCCAGUUCCGGAGGAGGUGCCUUUGGUGGCCGCGCCGCUAUCGCCAGUCAACAGGCCCAUACCAGGGCUGGACUUGGUGACUGCAGAUCCGCCUGUGAAGAACACCUUCAUCCAUAUCGAAUCUCCCAACAAGACGAGGGCUUUGAGAUCCCCGCCGAAAACGGAGCCGCCGUCCUUCGCGCCCGAGUCGGGGGAGACUCAACACUUCCAAGGCGUCCCUUUCCCACCCGCGGACCCGGCGUGCCUUUCCCUUGCGGGCUCCUUCGACGCCGUCGGCGACCAGGGAUAUGGAUCCGAGCGAGGACUGACCGUCCGGAUUUCCGAUUACCUGCCAGAGCUGCCCGAGGGUCCAAGGCAAAGCAAGGGUUUGCCCCUGCGGAUUGCGGACUACAUGCCCGCCGCUUGCCCCGAGCAUGGCAUUGGCUCUGACAUGGAGGGGAUGCCAGGAAUGGUCUAUGGAGGGCAGGACAUGUACUGCUACCAGACGCCUUCGUAUCAAACGGAGGCCCCGCAACAGCUUCCCGCACAGAUGCUCGCAGCGUUGCACUCGGCCCCGAUGGAGCAGUUCAUGGCCCAGCUACAGGUUGAUCCCAUGCAGGUGCAGCACUACGUCGCACAGAUGCUGCAAAUGCAAGGGCCAUCUCCGCAAUCGCACGGCGACACGAUGCCGGCGCAGCAGCAUGACGACUGUAUGUGGCCGCGGUCCAUGCAUCCCGGUUCCGGCCCAUCGAUGGGGCCAAUGGGCGGUGGCUUCUAA
This is a messenger RNA of Symbiodinium sp. CCMP2592, 1065 nucleotides long. The record is from the annotation of a GenBank genome assembly. Lineage: Eukaryota; Dinophyceae; Suessiales; Symbiodiniaceae.